Molecule: messenger RNA, 1252 nt
Organism: Sinocyclocheilus grahami
Lineage: Eukaryota; Metazoa; Chordata; Actinopteri; Cypriniformes; Cyprinidae
Product: solute carrier family 35 member F1-like
Exons: 7
Coding region: 266-1252 (328 amino acids)
Biological process (GO): transmembrane transport
Cellular component (GO): membrane
Molecular function (GO): transmembrane transporter activity
Source: RefSeq, a predicted model, not a curated record
GCGUUCAGAAAAUGCGCACCGAACCACCGGGAAACAUCUGCUCAGAAAGCCAACAGGGGAACAGGUGCAUCGUCGCGCAUGAAUCUGUAACAUCUAGUGACUUCUAGGAGCCUCCAGCAUCCCUCCUCCAUCACUUACUGGAGAUACAUACACCUGUUUGGUUAUUCUCACCUGCAAUAUGGAGAGCUGGAGCUGCUCGGAAUAACCAAAGCCUUAGGAAUGAUCACUGCUUACUGAUUGACCGCUUUAGUUUCCAGCUUUAGAGAUGAUGCCCGAGCACCAGAACCAUGUUGUCACCACUAUUGAGACCAUGCCAUCAGAGACGGUCACCGCAUCACCAUCGCUGUUUCAGAGGAUGAAGAAAGUGUUUAACAGGGAACUUCUUCUCACACUGGCCCUUGGCCAGGUCUUAUCACUGCUCAUCUGUGGGAUUGGCCUGACCAGCAAAUACCUGGCGGAUGAUUACCACGCCAACACCCCGGUGUUUCAGAGCUUUCUCAACUACAUCCUGCUGUUCCUGGUCUACACCACCACACUCGCAGUCAGGCAAGGAGAAGAGAAUCUGCUGGCCAUACUGAAAAGAAGAUGGUGGAAGUACAUGAUUCUGGGAUUGAUUGAUAUAGAGGCCAAUUACCUGGUCAUCAAAGCCUACCAGUACACCACACUGACCAGCGUUCAGCUGCUGGACUGCUUCGUGAUCCCUGUGGUGUUGCUGCUGUCGUGGUUCUUCCUGUUAGUCAGGUAUAAAGUGCUGCACUUUGUGGGUGUGGGCGUGUGUCUCCUGGGCAUGGGCUGCAUGGUGGGCGCCGACGUCCUGGUGGGCCGACAGCAAGGCCUCGGGGACCAUAAGCUCUUAGGGGAUUUAUUGGUACUUGCGGGGGCGACGCUCUACGGCAUCUCCAACGUUUGUGAGGAGUUCAUCGUAAAAAACCUGAGCCGGGUCGAAUUCCUGGGAAUGAUGGGUCUCUUUGGCUCCUUCUUCAGUGGUAUCCAACUGGCUAUUAUGGAGCACAAGGAACUUCUGAAGGUGCAGUGGGACUGGCAGAUCGGUAAGCUGGUGAUUUUGAAGGUUUUCACACUUGGUCUCUUUUCACAAUGCACCACUGACACUGAAAGCGGUUUUAUUGCAAAUAGUCCUAUUCUUAGCAAAUUGAUGCUCCUGGUGCGGCUUGAUGAAGUGUUGAGAGGUCGUGCCAAAGGCAGCAUUUGGGUUGGAUCCCAGGAGGAUGCUGGCUUGUCACAGGGACAUUAG